AUGGCGCCUUCUUACCUGUCUCUAGCUUUUCUGCUGCUGGGAGAAUCCUUCGCAUCACAGCUUCCUCUCUUUGAGUCAGCGUCCACAUCUCAGAUCCACUUGGCCGCAAAGAAGGAGCUGGUCAGCUCCAAAUCGCUUCAAGAUAGUAUUCAUGCAGACAGUCUCUUUGAACGAGCUAAGACACUCUACAGCAUUGCUGAGCUGGGAGAAGGCGAAUAUAACCACCCAACUAGAGUCAUUGGGAGCAAAGGACACCUCGGUACCAUUGAUUAUAUUUAUUCCACCAUUGCUGAAUUGGGAGACUACUACGUACUGUCGAACCAGUCCUUUCCUGCAGUAGUGGGGAACGUGUAUGAAUCACGCUUGGUUUUGGGAAGUGAAGUCCCAGUUUCGGCUAUUGCGAUGAGUUUGACUCCUCCCACCACGGGUAAGGAGCCAGUUCUCGGACCACUAGCGCUUGUGUCGAAUGUCGGGUGUAGUGCGUCGGACUACCCAGAUCUAUCUGGUAAGAUCGCGCUCAUCAGUCGUGGCGAGUGUCCCUUUGGCACCAAGUCCGCUCUGGCUGGAAGAGCCGGCGCUGUCGCCGCUGUAGUUUAUAAUAAUGAGAAAGGCGCGCUGGGUGGAACCUUGGGCACACCAUCCCCUGACCACGUUGCUACUUUCUCGAUUUCCGACAGUGAUGCUGCACCGCACAUCAAGAAGUUGAAGAAUGGAGAGCUGGUCGAGGCCAGCGCUUACAUUGACGCCAUUGUGGAGAGCAUUGAGACGACCAAUAUUAUCGCCCAGACCAAGGAAGGCGACCCCGACAACUGCGUCAUGCUGGGUGGUCAUAGUGACAGUGUUGCAGAAGGCCCUGGUAUCAACGAUGAUGGUUCUGGUUCUCUUACUCUUCUCGAGGUCGCUACCCAACUGACAAAUUAUCACGUUAACAAUUGUGUGCGUUUCGCCUGGUGGGCAGGCGAGGAGGAAGGGCUACUCGGAUCGGACUACUAUGUCUCCGUUCUAUCCCCUGAAGAAAACCUGAAGAUUCGUCUUUUCAUGGACUAUGACAUGCUCGCGUCGCCCAACUUUGCCUACCAAGUCUACAAUGCUACCAACGCCGUGAACCCCGUUGGAUCUGAGGAGCUGCGUGACCUCUAUACCGAGUUUUACACUUCUCAUGGCUUGAAUUUUACUUAUAUUCCGUUCGACGGUAGAAGUGACUAUGAUGCUUUUAUCAGGCACGGCAUUCCUGGUGGCGGCAUUGCUACUGGGGCGGAGGGUGUCAAGACAGAGGCCGAACAACAAAUGUUUGGUGGUAUCGCUGGUGACUGGUUUGAUCCCUGUUAUCACCAGCUUUGCGAUAACUUGGCCAACCUCAACCUUACUGCUUGGGAGUUGAACACAAAGCUCGUCGCGCACUCUGUUGCCAUGUACGCUCAGUCCUUCGAUGGAUUCCCGAAAAGAACAAGCUUUGAGGCCGCUGCUGUGCCAGAUGCCCUCCCGGGCAAGUACCACGGGCAUCAGCUGCAGCUCUAG
Messenger RNA from Talaromyces atroroseus, 1518 nucleotides. RefSeq lists its product as hypothetical. Gene Ontology annotation, molecular function: aminopeptidase activity; metalloexopeptidase activity. Gene Ontology annotation, biological process: proteolysis. The transcript is spliced from 3 exons. NCBI's taxonomy places the organism in Eukaryota, Fungi, Ascomycota, Eurotiomycetes, Eurotiales, Trichocomaceae. The record is from RefSeq and is a predicted model, not a curated record. The coding region runs from base 1 to 1518 and encodes 505 amino acids.